CCUUGACAGCGAAAAAACCCAUUCUGUUAAUUGGCAUACAAAACCUUAAACCCUAGCUCAAACCCCUCUCCCUGUACUCUAGUCUAGUUUCUUACAACAUUCAGAAAAUAGCCGAACAAGCCUCAAAUGGGAAUACCUGCAUUCUAUCGUUGGUUACUGGAGCGUUAUCCACAGUCUGUUGUUGAGGUUAACGAAGAAACCCCAGCCGUCAUUAAUGGGGUUACUGUCCCAAUUGACACUAGCGACCCUAAUCCCAACGGCAUUGAAUUCGAUAAUCUGUAUUUGGAUAUGAACGGAAUCAUUCACCCUUGUUUUCAUCCAGAAGGCCUGCCUGCCCCGGAGACACACGAGGAAGUCUUUAAAGCGGUUUUCAAGUACAUUGAUAGAAUAUUUUCAAUUGUUAGGCCUCGCAAGCUUUUAUACAUGGCGAUUGGUUAGUGAACUAUCAUCAGU
Messenger RNA from Nicotiana tabacum (common tobacco), 453 nucleotides. Lineage: Eukaryota; Viridiplantae; Streptophyta; Magnoliopsida; Solanales; Solanaceae. The record is from RefSeq and is a predicted model, not a curated record.